AUGACCCUCUCUGUCGAUUCAGACCUGAACAUGCAAAACACCAACCUCCGGGCGUUUUCAAGACCACUACAACUAUCCCGCUGUGUGAAAGACGUUUACAAGGAACCAGCUGUGUCGCUCUCUAUGGCGAUACUACCUAAAAAUGGGAACACCAGCUUCCGGAUGUUUUCAACUUUUACAACCAGCUGGAUUGUCGGACCUCGCUAUCAAACUCGUCCAUUAGUAUAUCUAAAACCAGCCAAACUACAAUCAGCCGGGUGCCAGCCGGCUGUCGAGAAAAUGUACCCUGGGGUACGGCCCCAUUACCACUCACCCGGGGCAGACACGGAUUCCGGUAGACGGAAUCGACAGGUGGCUUCUGAAGACGUCGUGCUCGAGAUGGACAGGAAAGCCCGCGCGCUGCAUGACCUUAAAGGUGAUCGAUCUCUAAAACCAGCCAGAUACUACAACCGACCGGGCGCCAGCCGUCUGUCGAGUAAAAUGUUCCCUGGGGUACGACCCGAUUACGACUCAACCAAGGCAAACACGGAUUCUGGUAGACGGAAC
Molecule: messenger RNA, 546 nt
Organism: Mesorhabditis spiculigera
Lineage: Eukaryota; Metazoa; Nematoda; Chromadorea; Rhabditida; Rhabditidae
Source: the annotation of a GenBank genome assembly